AUGAAUCAAGCGGCGCACGCCUUGCACGAAGUAACUGUCUCUCUCGACUUCGCCAAGAAAGUUCUUCCACUUGAACCAUACGCAGGUCUUGAAUCUCCGCCGCAACUUUUGUAUCAAGAUCAAAUUGAGUGGAUCGCUGUGAGUAUACAUUCUUUAUACUUUGGCCUUCCCGCUUCCCCACAAAACCCAAUGAACUCUCACUUUCUAGUAAUACACCACUCACCUCGCCCUCCAGAAUCACGCUAGGAACAACAUACCAUCUCCUGUCGUCCUCUCGCAAGCGAAAGCCAGUACUUGGCAACAAAUGCUCGCUAACAUCGAGAUCAUUAACAGACUUCGUCAUCCGAAUGUGGACGAGGCGUAUAUCAAAUGGAGAAGUCAAGAUAUGCUUGUUAGACGUCUUUGGCCUGAUACGAAGUUUCCAGGGGUGGAUCCCGAUGAGGUUUAUGUGAGCUUUUUUUCUCGGGUGAGAUGGUUGAUAAAGCUGAUAAACGUUGAAAUAGACGCAAGUCCGCCGUAAAUACUGCAUCGCUGCCAAAAAAUUGGCUUUCGAUAAAGAACAAUAUGGUUUAGAUGAUAGUAGCGCUCUUGUAAGUCUCGCUCAUCUAUAUAUCUUUGUAUAUCCUAAUGCAAGUGUCUGACAAAUAAAAGAACUAAUGAACAAUAGAUCUAUCUAAACGAGACUUACAACAAAAAACUCACUAUAGCACGAAAGGUAAAGGUUAGUACAAAUGCUUCUCUGAUCGUCUGUGCUGGAGAAAAGGCUAAGAAGAGUAAGGAGGCUGCGCAAAAUUUUGAAGAAGAGGAUGCGUUCGUGAUUGUGGAAAUGGAUGUGGAGGGCGAUGAGGAAUGUGAUUGGGAAGGGGAUGAUUGGGAUAUGUUUUGA
Messenger RNA from Sclerotinia trifoliorum, 886 nucleotides. The record is from the annotation of a GenBank genome assembly. Lineage: Eukaryota; Fungi; Ascomycota; Leotiomycetes; Helotiales; Sclerotiniaceae.